AACCAACAUUUCUACUUAAAAAAAAAAAAAAAAAAACAACCAGGACAAAAAUUCCUCCAUUUUUCCUUCUUCCCUUCCCCUUCCUUCUUCUCCUCCAUUUUUCAAUUAUUAUUGCAGAAACAAGAAAUAAGUCCAAAUGGCUGACUCCAAAGGCAACCAUAAAUGGAGUUUCUAAGGGAGAUUUUAAAAUAAAAGGACAACAUUGGAUUUGCGUUGACUGAAAUGGAUUAGCAGACAAUGGAUAAGUAAAUUUGGGAAGCUACAUUAUCUUUGGAAUUAAUAAGGAGGUUAAAUUUUUUAUUUGAUUUGAAGGGACCGAACAAUGUUGUCUAAAGGGGAACAUCAAACGGUCCCAUUGUCUGUACUGCUGAAGCGGGAACUAGCCCAUGAGAAGAUCGAAAACCCCGAGAUUUCUCACGGUCAAGCUGCUCAGAGCAAGAAAGGGGAAGACUUCACCUUCGUCAAGACAGAAUGCCAGCGUGUUUUGGGAGAUGGAGUCACUACCUUUUCUGUUUUUGGGUUAUUUGAUGGGCACAAUGGGCCGGCAGCUGCUAUAUAUACUAAAGAGAAUCUGUUGCAGAAUGUCUUGAGCGCUAUUCCCGCAGACCUGAACAGAGAUGAGUGGGUUGCAGCAUUGCCUAGGGCUUUGGUUGCAGGAUUUGUCAAGACAGACAAAGAAUUCCAAGAAAAAGCACAAAAAUCAGGGACAACAGUCACAUUUGUUAUAAUUGAAGGAUGGGUUGUAACAGUUGCAUCAGUUGGUGAUUCUCGAUGUAUAUUAGAAUCUGCAGAAGGAGGAAUUUAUUAUCUAUCAGCUGAUCAUAGACUAGAGUGCAAUGAAGAGGAGAGGGAACGCAUAACAGCAAGUGGUGGUGAGGUUGGUCGACUUAAUACUGGCGGUGGUACACAGAUUGGUCCUUUGAGAUGUUGGCCUGGUGGCUUAUGCCUCUCGAGAUCCAUUGGAGAUAUGGAUGUUGGCGAGUUCAUUGUUCCUGUACCCUACGUAAAGCAAGUGAAGCUAUCUUCAGCAGGUGGAAGACUAGUAAUAGCAAGUGAUGGUGUCUGGGAUGCUUUGUCUGCAGACACGGCUGUAGAAUGUUCUCGUGGAAUGCCUCCGGAUGCUGCAGCUUCUCAAAUUGUUAAGGAAGCCGUGCAGCCAAAAGGGAUUCGAGAUGACACAACCUGUAUUGUGGUUGACAUACAGCCCUCAGAAAAGCCAAAUCCUCCCCAGCCACCACCCAAAAAGUCAGGGAAAAAAGUGUUUAAGUCUAUAUUUCGCAAAAAAGCUUCUGAGUCAUCGUCUAAUCCCGAGAAAGAUUAUGAUGAACCAGAUGUGGUGGAAGAACUAUUUGAGGAAGGAUCUGCGUCACUUUCUGACAGGUUAGACGCAAAAUAUCCAGUUUGCAACAUGUUCAAGUUAUUCAUGUGUGCCGUCUGUCAAGUAGAAAUAAAGCCUGGAGAAGGUAUUUCAAUACAUGCUGACUCCUCGAAUACAAGAAACCUUCGUCCAUGGGAUGGCCCUUUUCUUUGCUCAAGCUGCCAAGAAAAGAAAGAAGCCAUGGAAGGAAAAAGACCUUCUGGAAAUGGAAGAUAUAGUAGUGACAGCGACUAGUUAACCACCACAUGCAACUACUAACAAUUACUUCACCAAUGAUUAUAGUUGGCAAUUCCAGCAUCAUCGAAUGAACAUUUCUUCAGUUUCAGUAAACAAAUUAUAUUAUUGCUUCUGUGGCAUCUCAAAUACAAGCGCCAGUCGUUCGGGUUUGCCUCUUUUAGGUUAAAAGCUGGAGAGUGACAAAUGCCUUAGUAAACUGCAGAGCCACUUUCUAAAAAGGGGGUUCACAUUUCAAGUACAUCUCUCCCCAGCUGGAGGUGAUAAGACUAUGGAAACUUAAGACCAUAUAUACUGAUUCUUUUUUCCUCUGUAGAAUUGAUAGUGAGUGAAAGGCAUUGUUCAGUGUAACUUUAUUAGCUAGUAAGAUUGUUAGGUGGUUUUUUCUUUUUUUCCUCCUUGUUCUUUCCACUAGGAUAAAGUUGUUGAUCAACCUGUUAUUGAAUUUAUUCUUGUAUCAUUAAUUAAUUCCUUUCUUUAAAACAAGAAGGGGUAGCUAUUCAAAUCAGAUUGUUCUCUCAA
Messenger RNA from Lycium ferocissimum, 2134 nucleotides. RefSeq names its product probable protein phosphatase 2C 12. The coding region runs from base 323 to 1612 and encodes 429 amino acids. The record is from RefSeq and is a predicted model, not a curated record. Gene Ontology annotation, biological process: protein dephosphorylation. NCBI's taxonomy places the organism in Eukaryota, Viridiplantae, Streptophyta, Magnoliopsida, Solanales, Solanaceae. The transcript has 10 exons. Gene Ontology annotation, molecular function: protein serine/threonine phosphatase activity.